Messenger RNA from Closterium sp. NIES-67, 2570 nucleotides. The record is from the annotation of a GenBank genome assembly. NCBI's taxonomy places the organism in Eukaryota, Viridiplantae, Streptophyta, Zygnematophyceae, Desmidiales, Closteriaceae.
CCUUCGCGAAAAGCCCCAAGCCAAACUCAACCCCUCGCCCCCCUCAUUUCCCGUUUCCUCCAGCACUAGCAUUCGCGUAAGUGGGCCUCACUCCGCGCGUAACCGCAGCGCAUUCCCCUUUACAACAGAUUACGGCGAUGGCGAAGAAGAAGGAGGCGUCGCCCGCGAAGGGCAAGCCGAGCCACUCCAUGGACGCCACGCGGCGGGAGGGCGUGGGGAAGUCGGCGGGCGGGGCGGGGUCGUCGAUGCGGUCGGCGGCGACGGUGCGGCGGCUGGCGAUGUACAAGACGCGGCCGUGGCGCAACAGCAAGGGCAAGGUGCUGCACAACGACCUGCAGUCCAAGGCGCUCCCCAACACGCGCAUCAAGCCCGACCGCCGCUGGUUCGGCAACACGCGCGUGGUGGGGCAGCGCGAGUUGGAGCGGUUUCGCGAGGAGCUGGGCGCGAAGGUUUCGGACUCGUACACCGUUAUCCUCAAAGACCGCAAGCUGCCGCUCUCCCUCCUCACCCACCAGCCCCAGGGCAAGGCGCGCGUGCACAUAGUGGAGACGGAGCCCUUCCAGGACACGUUCGGGCCGGGCGCCAAGCGCAAGCGCCCCAAGCUGGGCGCGGCGGGCGACGGCUACGAGGCGCUGCUGCAGCACAGCGCGCACAAGCAGGAGUCGUUUGAGGACAAGGCGGGGGGCGAGGAGGCGGGGGUGAAGGCGAGGGACGAGGAGGACGGGGUGCGGUCGCUGGUGCGCCACUCCAUGUUCGACAAGGGGCAGUCGCGGCGCAUCUGGGGCGAGCUGUUCAAAGUGCUCGACUCCAGCGACGUGGUGGUGCAGGUGUUGGACGCCAGGGAUCCCAACGGCACGCGCUGCACGUACCUCGAGAGGCACCUGCGCGACAAGUGUCCGCACAAGCACAUGCUGCUGCUGCUCAACAAGUGCGACCUGGUGCCAUCGUGGGUGGCCAAGGGGUGGCUGAGAGCGCUGUCCCGCGAGUACCCCACGCUCGCCUUCCACGCCUCCGUCACCAACCCCUUCGGCAAGGGCUCGCUGCUGUCGCUGCUGCGGCAGCUGGCGCGCCUCAAGAGCGACAAGCAGGCCAUCAGCGUCGGCUUCGUCGGCUACCCCAACGUCGGCAAGUCGUCCGUCAUCAACACCCUGCGCACCAAGAAGGUGUGCUCGGUGGCACCAGUGCCGGGCGAGACGAAGGUGUGGCAGUACAUCACGCUGAUGAAGCGCAUCUUCCUCAUCGACUGCCCGGGCGUCGUGUACGCCGACGCCAGGGACAGCGAGACGAACGCCGUGCUCAAGGGCGUGGUCAGGGUAGCCAACCUGGAGGACGCGGACCAGCACAUCCCCGACGUGCUCCAACGCGUCAAGCCCGCCUACCUCUCCCGCGCCUACGGCAUCGACAAGUGGGAGGACGCAACGGACUUUCUCUCCCAGAUGGCUAAGCGCACCGGCAAGCUGCUCAAGGGCGGCGAGCCGGACGUGCAGACGGCGGCGAAGAUGGUGCUGCACGACUGGCAGCGCGGCAAGAUACCCUUCUUCACACCGCCGCCCGAAACUGACACGGGCCCUGGGGGGGCCGCUGGGGGGAAGGAGGCAGGGAAGCAGGGCGCUGGUGGGGGGGAUGCAGGGGAAGCUGAGGCAGGAGGGGCAGAGGGGAGAGCGGAGGCAGGGGAGGGCGAGAAUGCGGAGCGGCAGCAGGUGAGCGAGCAGAUGGAGAAGAUGACUGAAGUGCUGCGCGCCGUGGCGAGCCGGCAGCAGCACGUGCGCGUUCCCACCAACGCGGGGCUGGCGUUUGACGAGGAGGACGCACGGGGCAAGGGGAAGCAGGGCGGACGGAGGGAAACGAGGAAGGCAGGCGAGGGGGAGGGGGAGGGGGAGGACGGAGAAGAGGAAGGUGAGGAGGACGAGGAGGAGGAAGAGAUGGAAGAGGAGGAAGUGGAGGAAGAGGAGGGGGAGGAGCUAGAGGAGGGAGAGGAGGGGGAGGAAGGGGAGGAAGGGGAGGAGGGAGGGGAGCGAGAGGCAAGAGCAGAUGGGUCAGAGGAGUCAGGAGGGGAAGGGGAGGCAGAGGACGGGAGAGGAGAGGAGGAAGUGGCGGAAGGCGCAGCGGCAUCGGCAGCUGCAGCAGGCGAGGAGGUGUCGUGGGAGGAGCUGGUAUCAGGUGUGGGGCAGGUAGCACAGCAGCCGGCGAAGGAGGGAGGGGCGGGGGGUAUGCAGCAGCGGCAAGCAGCCAGAGGGGGCAGAGGUGGAGGGGGAAGGGGGCAGCAGCAGGAGGCCGGGGGGCGGAAGGGGGGAUUGAGCAGGCGGGCGAGGGCGGCAGCAGCGCGGGCGCAGAAGCAGGUGGUGCUCCAGGAGAGGAAGCGCGAGUGGAGCGGGGCGCAGGAUAAAGGCAAGGGCAAGGGCAAGGGCGGCAAGAGGAAGGAUUUGUGAUGGGGGGGGCACAUUGACCUAAAUGACACUCAAAUGUUCUGCCCUAGCUCGCAUCCAUGGCGGUUGGCAGAGGAGAGCCUGCUGGCCAGGUUUCUGCUAUGUGCAAUCUCAGAUGUAGCAGAUUCUGGUGUUGCAAGAGCA